AUGGAAAAUGAAACACAAGAAGAAUCACGGACAGAAAAUACAUUCAUUGUAAAAGACGACAAAUCGACUGAAGAGUUUCAAAAGUUCUUUUACGAAUUGUUUGAGAAAAAUGGUGUUUUGAACGAUCUCAGGGCAUAUUUACGUGGCCAUAUUAUAAAUAUACUCAAAAGCGUGGAAGAAGGUGACACAUUUAUUUGCCAAAAGCACUUUACACAGCGUCUGGAAGUAACUUUUCAAGCUAUAAAUAUGCUUAUUGCUGAAUAUCUUAUGCGCAUGGACUUCAGUUAUAGCCUGUCAGUAUUUAUAUCAGAGAUACCCUUGGCUAACAUGAUAUUUGAUUUUGCUAAGUCUCUGUUGGGGUGUAAGCCUAAUAUGCCACAACAAGACAUGAGGUUCAAAGAUCGAGAUGUGUGGUGUGUUUUGAACUACAUUGGUGUAAAAUGUGAUUCGGAGUCUGCGGCAAAUAUAGUAAAUAUGUAUAGAAAUGAAGAAAGACCCCUUCUGAUAUGUAUACUAAAGUGCAUCACUUUACAUAAAAAUCAGCUGGAAGAUUUAGGAGAUAACAAUUUGAAAGUCAGUACUUCCAAUAGUUCUUGUUUGUCGGAAGAGGCUAGUAUGAAUACCACUGCAGGAUCUGAAACUUGUACAUGCAAGCAUCUAGCAUUCUGUUCAACUUGCAAGCAGAAGAUUAAAGGUUUUCAGAUGCAAUAUAAAAAGAAAAAAAGGAAACUGCGCAAGAGUCUUGAUUCCUCGGAUAGAAAUGUAAAUGUUCAGAAGUUCCUUAGGGAAGUGGAUGUUACGGAGAGAAGUAUUAUUGAUCAGAUGUUUGAGCAGCUUAAGGCUGUCUACGAGGCAGAAGUGGAUAUGGUGCGUGAAGAGGAAGAAAGAAAAAUCAAGCGGUCACUUGCGAAUCACGCGCUAUUGCUGCAAAGGCGUUACGAUGAGAUGGAAGAAUCGUUCAAGGCUCGCGAGGCCGAACUGGAGUGCAGCGUUCGGCAGAGGAAGAAGUUCCUCUGGGGCCUGGCACGUGCCUUGAGGGAGCAACACUCCAACAUGGCGGACGCCAUGAGAGCCGUCCAGAAGGAAUCGGAACGGUUGACUGCCAAGGAGGACAGUCUGAAAGUUCAGAUAUCGGAAGCGGAACAAAUGCUGAGAAAGAAAGGCGAGGACAUGCGCGACCAGAUAUCGAGCGAGCUGAUCAUCCUUGAGGGCCAGCUUAGCUUCAUGAGGAGGGAGAGGGACGAGAUAGAAAGGGAACGGUCGGAGCUGGAGACCCUGAAGAAGCUCUGCAUAGCACCACCAAAGUGGCCAUGGACAACGCCAGAGAGAGGGAGCUGUUCCUCGCUGAUCACGAGGAACUGC
Iphiclides podalirius (scarce swallowtail) is the source of this 1362-nucleotide messenger RNA. The record is from the annotation of a GenBank genome assembly. Lineage: Eukaryota; Metazoa; Arthropoda; Insecta; Lepidoptera; Papilionidae.